AUGUCGAACGGCGACGACAAGAAUGUAUUCAAUGAGCGCCUGAUAGACGCUGUUGAAAAAGAGCGCGCCCUGUGGGAUUUACAGGAUCGCAUGUACAAGUCCCGCAGCGUAUGCGAGGCAGCGUGGCGGCGCGUAGCAGCAGAUCUUGGAGCGACCGUUUCUGACGUGAAAGCCCGCUGGAAAAAUCUGCGGGACACAUUCCGGCGUGUGCUUAAAAGUCGCAGCGAAAUGUCCAAGAGCGGCGCGCCCGCAGACAGCCUCGACGAGGAGAAGCAAUGGAUUUUUUUUGUUCGUCUACUAUUUCUAAAGGACACAAUGACAGGAAGACCGACAUCAGGCAACCUCAAGCCAGUUGCUGAGGAUGACGUGAACAGUGUAGGUGGCACCGGCCUCAAUGAAUCAGCCCAACAAAUCUUCGAAGAAAUGUAUCAGGAUGAUGAGUUGUCGGUCGAAGAGGCGUACUGCAUCUCCCAAUUUGGUGACACUGUGAACCAGGGCUUCAGUAGACCGUAA
This is a messenger RNA of Dermacentor silvarum, 513 nucleotides long. RefSeq lists its product as uncharacterized. Gene Ontology annotation, biological process: regulation of transcription by RNA polymerase II. Bases 1 to 513 code for a protein of 170 amino acids. The record is from RefSeq and is a predicted model, not a curated record. Gene Ontology annotation, cellular component: transcription regulator complex; nucleus. NCBI's taxonomy places the organism in Eukaryota, Metazoa, Arthropoda, Arachnida, Ixodida, Ixodidae. The transcript has 4 exons.